AUGACUGGACGAAGUAAGUUUUUUUUUUUGCGGCUUUCGAAAUAAGGAAAAAUUUCCAGACAAUGCUCCGAAAGGAUACGCGAAGUCGACUUUCGCCAGCGAUCGUAAUUUUAUUUUCAAUUAUAGCUCACACUUUCUUUUUCAAACAGUUACAAAUUUGAAAACAUUCAAGAAAAUUUCAGGUCGCCGUAGCGAUACUCGCCGUCAACAAGUCGAACGUGGUAAAUUUUCCUCUUGAAGUUGGACUUUAACACACGAUUUAUUGUCAGCACGCCGCGGUGGACUCCGGCCACAGCAACAGCGACCUGCACCUCUUCCAGAAGCUCAAGCGCCUGUCGUUCGUCGUCAGGCUCCAGUUCCGGCUCCUCGCCGUGAGGCACCAGUUCCUGCUCCUCGUCGUGAGGCUCUAGCCGGACAACUCCCUGCCGCUCAACCGGUUGUGGCUGCUCCGAUGGGACAUCAAGACCUCUUGGCUGGUUUGUUAUCAGAACUUCAUUUGAUCGCAAUAAUGAGAGAAUGAACAUGAGUUAUUUUAUAUAUUUCAUAAUUUUUCCUAUGUUCAGAAAAAUGUAUCUGGUUGAUAGAUUUUUUUUUGUGGGUUCUUAAAACUCAUACAGGAUUCUAUCGACUUUUUGAAAAAAAUAAUUUUCUAGACAUCUUUUACGUAAUCAGUAAAGCCUAUCUCAAAAUAUAUUCAGAAAUUUUUCAUCUGAUGUAGUCUACUUCGUUUCCUUCCAAAAUACAAAUAUCUAUUUUCAGGCGCCCCAAAUCUUGGACGUGGCGCGUCUCUUUCUGUUCGAGGAGGCCGCGGUGCUCCAAGACAUGAGCCGGCAAACUUCAUGGACAGUAAGUCAUUAUUUGGAUCAUUUUUUAUUUUCAGAAGCAUUAGAUGACAGACAAAAAUUCUUUGUUAUGAGUUGCUAAUAAACUUGAAGAUUUCUUACAAGCAGAAUGAGAAUAAUUUCAGGUUCAGCUGGUAGAGGCGGACGUGGAGGCGGUCCUGCUCGAGCCGGUCUCCGUCGAAGCGAUCGAGUUGCGGCUCGACAUGUCGCUUUUUACGAUCUCGACGGUACUAUCAAAAAUAUAUCAUUAGUUACAAAAACUGUCGUUUUUUUCAAACCUUAAAUUUUGGCAAAUAUUUAGAUGGGGAUAGAUUUAGGUUCAACCUCUCAGAAUUGGGAAGGCUCAAAAAAUUCGAUAAUUUUAACUAAUCAAGAUUGAAUAGGAAAUUAUUUCGGUUUGAAAAAGAGGAUUGCCGCAUUAGAAAUGAGAAAAAGGACUUUCUUGAAAAAUGCUUUGGAAACGAUUUUUCCAAAUCGCUUCAUUCUGCUGAAAAAAUAUUUCUGAGUUUUUCUUUCCAAAUGUUGAAUUUUACUCAACUUUUAAAUUUCAGCUGACGAGGGAGAGGAGCUUUUGGAUCUCGACGAGAUUGUAGCCGCGUUCCGACCAGCGAAUCCUGCUGACGAUUCCACCGUCGGCAGGCAGCCGACUGCUGAGAACAUUUCCAGUAAGUUACUCAAAAUUUCAGCAUUUCAAGUCAAUUUAUCUCCCAAAAAACUAGCUUCAAACAAAACGAGGAGCAAAUCGAAAAUCUCAGAUUUCGGUCUAAGUUACAAUUUAUUUCAUCAUUUGAUAAGAAAACAGCCAUGCAUUUUUAAAAAUCCUAAUUACCGUAAUAUUUUUUAAUGACACAAAAGUUUCAGCCGUUUCCCAGUCGCAAAGCCAGGACAGCGUCUCUUCCUCUGAGCCGGUCACUAAACGACAGAAAAUUGAAGGACCGAAUGGUGAGUUUUUAGGAGUUAUAUUCAAAAAAGAGAGUUCAGGAAAGAUUUUCUCUCUUCUUUCGAACAAAAUUAUUUUUUAAAUGUUGCAACUUUCAUAAUUCAUUUCAACACUGAAACUUUCAGCUACCGCAGAAGUUGCUGAUCCACAGCAACCAAGUGAAGGUUUCAAGCAACCUGAGGUUCCUGUUCGUCGACAGAGAAACUAUCACGCAGUUUUGGCACCCAACCAACCAGGUAAGAUUUUCAAAAAUUAUAAGAAAAAGUCUUAAAGUGAAAAAAAGUAAAAAUAAAAAAAUGUAUCUGAUUUAUUUUUAGUGCCACAAGGUCCUCCGCCGCACAUCUACUUCUACGGCUUCCGGUACACUUUGGAUUGGAGCGCACCGCCUGUCCAGGGAGUUGACACCACGGGUACCACCACGGAGCAGUUGACGAGUUCGCGUGAGUUGACUGAUUUUUUUAACUCGAAAAAUUGAAAAUAUUAACAAGAAAAUGAGCUCUGCGAACAAUUGAAGAUUUUCGAAUUACUUUAAAGUUUUUAAAUACUUUCAAAGAUUUGUUUACAGUUUCAACACUCCUAGAGAAUUUCUGAGAGCCAUCGAAUUGUUUUUGAACUUUUGAAAUUAUUAGUUUUUUUCUGGGAAUUUCAAGACGUUAUUGAAAAGUUUUCAGGCGCCAACAGCACCGUCGAUGAUAGCUUUGCUUCCUCACCUGCCGUGGCCUCGCAGGACCACGGCAGGCUCAGCCAGGCUUCUCUGGCCACUGUGCCGUGGUCUAGUCGUGAGUUUCUUUUUUAUUGUAAUUCAUUUUUGAAUUGAGCACUAGGGUGUGAGAGUAUUGAGUAUGAACAAGGUUUUCAGAGCCAUUUUUAGAAUGUCAAAAACUUUUUUCAAACUUUCGAGAUUUCCUUCCAAUUUAUAAAGAUUCAGGGACUGAUGCAAAUUCGACGAGGAUUGAGAGCCCGGCUGCGUCGUCUUCAACUCUUGGGCUGAUGACCGGUGUCUCUCCGAACAUGUCGACAGUUCCUUCAAACAUGCCAGCAGUUCCUCCGACGAUGCCGCAGGCUCUGGACUUGAAUACAUCCGAACUGCGCUCUCCUCAUUUUGAUUGUCAGUUUAACUCGCAACUUUUUUAGUUUCUUUCUUCGAUACGAUUUUCCCUCUGAAAAUUUUCACACAUAACAUUUUUCUGAAUUGGAAAACUAAACUUAAUUUCAGAUUCACACAUCAGCAUUAUCGAUGUCGCCAUGGCCAGGAACGUGUCGGAUGAACGUGAAAGAACCGCGUCUUCUGGUUAGUUUCACUAUGAUCGUUUUUUUCUUCAACUUCAGCUCUUCUGAGAUAUUUCCAGACUGAUAAGAAAAAAUAAACAUCGGAAUUUAGAACGAGAUGUCAGCGUCAGUGUCACCGUCAAUGCUGUCGAUCUGGAACUGGACAACUCGGUCGGGUCAUCUGCCGACGGCGUUCGGGCCGCCGGCAGGCCCAGUCAGUUGCCUUCGAUUCAUUCGAUCGGUGAGUUACACGAACGAUAGAAUUUGAGGAAACUUCUUUCCCUCAAAGUUUUUCCUCGUUUGACUUGAAUAAUUACGGUUUGGAUAAUUACUUUUGCUGAUUUUCGUCUUCCUGAUUUUUCAGAAAAGAUUUCAUUCUGAGUUAAGUCUAGAUCUUCGGAAAUUUCUUUUUUCUUCAAAGAUUUCCCCCAAUAAAGUUUAGUCAGAACGAUUCGGAUGAUAACUUCCACUUAAUUUAGUCUUCCUGAUUCCGCAAAAAAAAAGUUUAAUUUAGUGUAAAAACAUUUGAAACAGUUGGAGCAAAUCAAACUUUCAGCUUCCGAUGAGCCGACUGGUGAACCAACGAUUGCCGCUGAGAUUCUGAAUCAUCGGCAUAUUGGUAUGUCCUUUUUUCAGUUUAAGGCUGAUAGUUGAAGAUGAAACCGUUUCUCGGAUUGUAGUUCUGAAUUCGAUAUUUUAUUGCUUCUUGAAGAAUUUGUCUUUAUUCAGUUGAGGACUAUUUUUCAGAGCCCACUCCGGAUCCCAAUGCGCCGAAGCCGAUGCCGACGUUUGAAGUUUUUUCUGAAAGGGAGCCAAGGGAUUUUACAAUUCUCCAUAAUCGAGGUAUUUUUUUAUUUAAUAAUAGAAUCCCGUCAUACUUCUCUAACUUCGUGGGCUUUUUAAAAAAAAAAGGAAAAAUUUCAUCUUUCUUUAUCUUGGCGACUUUCAGAUUUUCCAUAUUUUUUUUCAACUUUGCUAAUUCAAAAAAAAAUGAUUUUUCAGCCAAUGAGAUUGAAAUUGGAACCGGGGUCGAGGAACUUCGCUCUCCGGGAUUGCGCCGUCGCUCGCCGCUCAAUCCGACGUUUGGUGAGUUUUUUUUCCAUUACUCUGCUUUGUAUUCCUAGCCGAAACCAUUUGAAAAAAAGUGGAUAUUGAAAAGUCAUAGAAUAUUUUCUUCAUCAAUAUUCCCACUCUUAUUCGAGCUGCUUUGAAAAUUAUCCAAACAAGCGAAAAACAUAAAGACUUUCAAAAAGCGGUCAAAGAAUUAUACAAAGAGCUUCUUCUGUAAAAGCUAACUUCAUCGAGUCUUCAAACCGGCUUUAUUUUUUUUUCCACACAUUUUUUCAAAAUCUCUGAGCUGUAAAAAGUUUUGACUUUGGAAUUAGAAACCUUGAUUCAAUCUUGAAAAUUUCCUGCAGGUAUGAGUCCCACGGCUUCCGAACUUCUCCACUCUGUGCGUCUUCCCUUGACCUCGCCGACUGGACAUCACGACGAGUCUGCGAACGUCGAGGUAUUCCUUGAAAAUUGGUUUCGAAAUCUAAAAAAAUUUUUGAGAUCCAAAGUGAACAAGUGUUUUUUUAAUCAAAAACUUAUCGAUGAAAAAAAUAUUCUUGAAUAUUUUGAUUAUUCUGAAUAUCAUCUUUCAUUUUCAAUCUUUUUCAGACCAGUGACGGAGAUACCAGUGCUCGGGAUGAUUCUCUGGUCAACAUCAACAGCGCUGACGGUUCGGCUUCUCCACCUGCCGUCGUCGGCCACGGCGUCGCCAGGCUCAGUCCGGGCGUCGUUCUCAAUGAGAACCGUAAGUUUCUGGAUCAUUUCAGCCAAACAUUCUUCUUGAUAAAGAUUAGGAUCACUUUCAAAAUCUCAGAGCUCCUGUUGUUUUUUUAUUGUGAUUUCGGAACGAGAACUUCAUUAUUUUGUAAACCGAAAACUACAAAAAAAUGGAAAGAUAGAUUUUCACUUACUGUUCUUCUGACACUCACAAAUUUUCAAAGUUUUCCCAAAUGUCGAAAUUUCAGAUGUCGACACUUCGGCGACUGCAGUGGCUUCGUCUGUUGGCAUGAGCGCUUCUCCUUCGGCUGAGGACUCCAACGACGUCAAGGUAACACAUUUUACGAUAAAAAAUCUGAAUUCCAUAUCUAACAAAAAUCUUUUCUUUUGAACUCUAAAAAAAUAACUUUUCUCCAAAAUUUAAAAGAAAAACCAACGGCUUUUCUUCUCAGAAACCUUUCUACUAUAAUUUAUUUCAACCAUAAAAAAGUUCUCGAUCUUCAAAGUUUCCCAUUAAGUCAUUGAUGUUUUUCAGACUGGUGCUCAUACUGACGAUUCGACCGGCCAGGACAAGGUAAAAUAUCUCGAUUUUUGUCAUUUCUAAUUUGAAUUUUUCAGACCGACUAA
This is a messenger RNA of Caenorhabditis auriculariae, 5448 nucleotides long. Lineage: Eukaryota; Metazoa; Nematoda; Chromadorea; Rhabditida; Rhabditidae. The record is from the annotation of a GenBank genome assembly.